AUGUCUGGAAAGACAAAUCAUAUGUCUACUCCUACUUCACCAACCAAACAACUGUCGGCACAUUCCUCAUACAAAGCUAGUAGUACAAACACUAGCCCACAGGGAAGCAUAUCUAUCAAUAAAACGGUCUACCCACCGCAUCUCUAUAAAUCAAAGCCAUCCUCAUCCAAGAACCUCGUUCCCCCGACAACCACCGCUGACGAUAUUCAAAGAGCUGUGUUACUACUCCCACGAAGCUACCGCCACAUAUGUCCUUCUUCCUUCACGACACCCAACUUUAAGUGUUCAGUACCAAAUUGUAUGCUCCAGCAGAUCUGCCCAGAUUUCACAAGUGAGAAUGGGUGUUCAUUUCGGCCACCUCCUCUCAGCGACUGGCCCUGGAAAUAUCCACCUAGAGGUCCUCUUAUCAACCAAUCUCAACAGUGUAAAUACGCGCAUAUCCCAGGUACCUGUCUUCACACUCUCUCUUUUUACCGUGGCUCUGGAUCGUCGGAACAAACACUUGAAAACUCUUAUCCCGCAACAUCAAGUCAUUACUGCCCGAUAUCCAACUGCGCAGCAACCCGGUUUCACCCUUGGGGAUGUGCCAAGGAUUGGAAAACUGGAUUUACAGUCAAUGGUCUUACACCAUGUGUUCCAAGCUACAACAAUACAAACCAGUCACAACCGUAUAACGAAAAUUCUCCAGAAUGGCGAUGGAGACUUGUGAUGGAAGGUUUAAAAUUUGCGCAUGAGAGAGGAGAAUAUGGGUGUCAAGGUGGAAGUUUGCCAACUAAAGCAUCAUUCCCAAAAGGACAUAAGGGGGCAGAUUUGGGGAAUUGGGGUCCAGAUAUUUGUACUCGGAAGUCUAAGUCGAGUAACAGGAAAGCGCAUGCAAAAGAGGAGAGAGGUCGUUUGGGAGGUGUUAGUGGAAUGGGAAGUAUUAGAGAACGUGGAAGUGGAGGAGGUUCUUCUGAUACAAGAAGAAAGUUGACGAGGGAGAAUUCAACAAAACCAGCUUGA
Sclerotinia sclerotiorum 1980 UF-70 is the source of this 1002-nucleotide messenger RNA. RefSeq lists its product with no specific name. The record is from RefSeq and is a predicted model, not a curated record. The transcript has a single exon. Lineage: Eukaryota; Fungi; Ascomycota; Leotiomycetes; Helotiales; Sclerotiniaceae. Bases 1 to 1002 code for a protein of 333 amino acids.